AUGACUUUUAAAAGAAACUCGGAGGCAAGGUGCAACACAAAGUCAGAUUCUCCCGCUAUUAAUGCAAAUAAAGUUCAGGAGAAGGAGAAAUUAUCACACGAGAUGAAGAAAAAUAUUAAGCUUAAAAUUAAAUACAAGGGAAAGUUAAUAAGUGAGAUAAAUUUUAAAAAGGAGGAAAUAGUGAAAGAGUCAAGUGAGCAAGUGAAAGAGUUUGAAAAAAGUAAAAUGUUAAAAUGUUCAAUUUCUAAUGAGCCUGUAAAGGAAAACUUUGGAUUAAAUUUCUACAAGGGUGAAAAAGUAGAAGUAAGAAGCGAUGAAGAGGGUUUUGAAGGUUCUUGGUUUACUGCAACAAUUGUCGAUUAUCUGAAGAAUGGAAAAUAUUUAGUUGAAUAUUUGACAUUAAAAACAGAUGACUUAUGUGAGCAACUAAAAGGAGAAGCUAAUGUUUCUGACGUAAGGCCAUAUCCACCAGAAAUCAAUCAAGUUUGUCAAUUUAAGUUACAUGAAAGAGUUGAUGUAUGGUAUAACGAUGGAUGGUGGGAAGGUAGAGUAUCUAGUGUUGUUCAUGGUUCCAAUGGUAAUUUAAAGUAUAACGUUUACUUUUGGACUACUAAUGAAGAGUUAGAAUUUGAACAUGAUAAUAUGAGACCUCAUCAAGAAUGGGUUAGGGGACAAUGGAUGCUCUCUUCUAUGGAUUGA
This is a messenger RNA of Vicia villosa (hairy vetch), 699 nucleotides long. Its product is annotated as protein AGENET DOMAIN (AGD)-CONTAINING P1-like. Lineage: Eukaryota; Viridiplantae; Streptophyta; Magnoliopsida; Fabales; Fabaceae. The transcript is spliced from 4 exons. Bases 1 to 699 code for a protein of 232 amino acids. The record is from RefSeq and is a predicted model, not a curated record.